AUGUUCGGCUCCAUCUUCGGGUUUGCCAUCCUCAAACCGAUGUCGAAGGCGUUGCCGGAGCGGUUCGGAGGCGGGUACUUUGGUCCUAAGGAGAAUGUAUGUUGUCAGAGUGCAGCCACGGCUGCAGGAUCGCUGGGACUACUCUUUAGCUCUGGUUUCCCCGCUGCCUACCAGCUUGGAUUGCUCGGAAAUGAUCCUUCUGCAGACUUUGGGCGUAUCAUCACAUUCACGAUCACCUGUGCCUACGUCGGCAUCUUCUUCACCAUGCCCCUCCGUCGGCUGUACAUUCUCAAGCUCAAGCUCACCUUCCCGAGCUCCGUUGCGACGGCCUACACCAUCCGCUCGCUCCAUGUCGGCGUAAACGCCGCCGAGGUCGCGCGCAAAAAGACGUGGGCGCUGGCCAUUUCAUUCUUGAUCUCCAUCAUUUGGCGUGUCACCUCCGAGUACGCUCCCGGUAUCAUGUGGGAUUGGCACUGGUCAUGGUGGUUCUACCGCGCAGGCUGGAAGUGGAUCAUCUGCGCUGAGAGUUGGGGCUGGAUCUGGGAGUGGACGCCCGCGUUUAUCGGCGUAGGUCUGCUCGUUCCUAUGAACAGUUCCGUUUCCUUCGUCAGUGGUGCUGCGCUCGCAUGGGCAAUCAUCGGGCCUGCGCUAGUUACGACAGGCAAGGCGUUCGGCGUCGCGAUGUCCUCGCAGUACCCCGGGUACAUGAACUACGCGAACAUGGUGCUCGACGACCCAGUACAUGCCCCAUCGCCCGAGUACUGGAUGAUCUGGCCGGGGUGCAUGCUCCUUCUCAGCUCGAGCGUUGCCGAGAUCGGCGCCAACUACCGCACGGUCGCGACCGCGUUUUCGGUCAUGUUCCAGCCAGCGCUCGCGCGCUUGCGGCGUUUCCGCGGGAAGGGCGGGGAGGACGGUAAGGAGAGCGUGGUGCUGAACAAGGAGGACGGGUUCUACGAUCCCGUGCCGCCAGAGGAGCAGACGCCGUGGUGGCUGUGGGUCGGCGGGCUCAUUGCGAGCUCGAUCAUGACGAUGUGUGUGAUGAAGUACCAAUUUGGCCAGAACGCGGGUGUCACGCUGCUCGCGAUCGUAUUUGCGUUCAUCUUCUCGCUCGUCGGCGCCGAGUGCGUCGGGCGCGUGUCCGUCAACCCCGUCACGACGCUCGGCAACUUCUCUCAGCUGAUCUUCGGCGGUAUCUCGAAGGGCUCUGGUAUGGCCGCGACGACAAACCAGCUCAACAACGGGCUCACGGGAAUGAUUACCCUCGCCGCGGCGGAGCAGUGCUCGGACAUGCUCGGCGACCUCAAGACGACGCAUCUGCUCGGGGCAUCGCCACGCGUACAACUCUACGCGCAAUGCGUUGGCGCACUUGUGUCGAUCUUCCUCUCGUCCGCGAUGUACGUCGUCUUCUCGACGGCGUACCCAUGCAUCAACACGCUCUCGACCACGCGCUGCUCGUUCCCCGCGCCCGACGUGGCCUCGUGGCGUGCAGUGUCGUUGGCCGUGUCGGAGCCCGCGCUCCCGAUCCCGCUCUCGGCUGGGAUCACUGCGCUCGUGCUCGGCGGGAUGGUCAUCGUCUCGACCAUCGUCAAGUACCGCUUCGUGCCCCCGGCCAAGCACCACUUGUUCCCGAACUGGAACGCGGUGGGCAUCGCUUUUGUGCUCGGGCCGUCGAACACGUACCCCGUCGCGAUGAUGUUCGGGAGCCUCAUCGCACUCGUGUGGCGUAAGCGCUUCGGGGGCAACUGGCUGAUGUAUGGAUAUGCGGUCGCGGCGGGGAUGAUUGCGGGCGAGGGCCUUGGUGGUAUCGUCAAUGCGGCGCUGGAGAUUGGCAAGGUUUCAGGCUUACUGUACGGUACUAGCGUGGGAUGCCCGAUGGGCGAGUAUUGUGGGUGA
Messenger RNA from Postia placenta MAD-698-R-SB12, 1893 nucleotides. RefSeq lists its product as hypothetical. Gene Ontology annotation, molecular function: oligopeptide transmembrane transporter activity. NCBI's taxonomy places the organism in Eukaryota, Fungi, Basidiomycota, Agaricomycetes, Polyporales, Adustoporiaceae. The record is from RefSeq and is a predicted model, not a curated record. Gene Ontology annotation, cellular component: fungal-type vacuole membrane. Bases 1 to 1893 code for a protein of 630 amino acids. The transcript is spliced from 5 exons.